GCAGCAAGCCGAUUCUCUGGUGCGGCCAACCAUCAAUUAGGCCAACGGGAUGGAGCGGGUGUGGUACCGGUGCGCCGUGCCACUGCUGGCAGCCCUUCUGCUGAUACAAGACGUGCUCACGUUCCAGCCGGACUUUUCCGAGCCGAUUGUCAACAUUUCCGUGGCCAUCGGGCGGGACGCGACGUUCACAUGCCACGUGCGCCACCUGGGCGGCUACCGGGUCGGCUGGCUGAAGGCAGACACCAAGGCGAUACAGGCGAUCCACGAGCACGUCAUCACGCACAACCCGCGCGUCACGGUGUCGCACGCCGACCAGAACACCUGGAACCUGCACAUCAAGUCGGUCACGGAGGAAGACCGGGGCGGCUACAUGUGCCAGCUCAACACGGAUCCGAUGAAGAGCCAGAUCGGUUACCUGGAUGUUGUGAUUCCGCCGGAUUUCAUUGCCGAGGACACGUCAUCGGAUGUCAUCGUACCGGAGGGAAGCUCCGUGAAGCUCACAUGCAGAGCUAAGGGCUACCCGGGACCGGUGGUGACCUGGCGGCGCGAGGAUGGUAACGAGAUCGCACUGAAAGACGCAACCGGAGCCAAGCAGCUUGUCACCUCGUACCGAGGGGAGGUGCUGAAGCUAACGAAGAUAUCGCGCAGCGAGAUGGGCUCCUACCUGUGCAUUGCCUCGAACGGUGUACCGCCCUCCGUUUCCAAGCGGAUAUCACUCAGCAUACACUUUCAUCCGGUGAUCCAGGUGCCCAACCAGCUCGUCGGUGCACCGCUGGCGACGGACGUGACGAUCGAGUGUCAAGUGGAGGCAUCCCCCAAGUCGAUCAACUACUGGGUGAAAGAUACAGGCGAGAUGAUAGUAUCGUCACCAAAGUACCACGUCCAUGACGUCAUCAAGUCGCUGUACGAGACGAAGAUGUCGAUGACGGUGCGCUCGUUCCAGAAGGAGGACGUCGGUUCGUACCGGUGCAUCGCGAAGAACUCGCUCGGUGAGGUCGACAGCAGCAUCCGGUUGUACGAAAUUCCCGGACCAAACCGGAAGGUGUACUCGCCGAAGCUGCAUCUGAACGACACGGGUAAGGAGCUGAUCGCCGGCACCAAGCACAACACGAAACCGAAGGUAAACUUCCCGCUGGAUGACGAGGAGCUCCAGUACGGCUCGGCCGAGGAUCUGGACGAUUCGAGCCUCGACCUGGGACCCGGUUCGACGCACCAUCAGCACCAUCACCACCACCAUUAUCCACCGAACGUGAAUGGCGCGGGCGGUGGUCAGGCGUACAACAAACCGGGAUCGGGCACCUCGCUCGGUCGCAAUCCGUACGACCAUCCGAACGCGGUGCAUGGGGGGGCCGGGGGUGGGUCGGCCACCGGUACGGUCGGUGGUGGUGGCCAGAACGGUGGGAAGCACCUGUCCUCGAUCGACAUCGUCACCCGGAAACCGUUCGCCAUUCCGCCGAUCCAACGCAACGGGCAGGACGGUGCGGGCGAUGGCAACGGGCCAUCGUACGGCACCGCGUCCGGUACGUCCGUCCGGUACGGCGAUCAGCUGCAGCUGAGCUUACGGCGGCUAUUACUGCUGCUGCUGCUGAUGCUGCUGCUACUCCCGGUGCUGCUAGCCCCACACUAGCAUCGCCCAUAAUCGGUCACCGGUCGGUCUGUACAAACGUUACUUGAAUAUACUUGUAUCUAUCAGUGAGUCGAGGAUGCGGCACCCCUUGCUAGCUACUUGGCCUGUUUGGCUGGCUGAUCCACCCCAUCAACGGUUGCCCGGCCAAUGUACAAACGUAAAAUCGAUCUUAUUACCGGCGGCGCGGGCCAACGACGUGUUACUAUAGGGUGUUACUUGUGCUAAACAAGGUAGCAUCACAAGGGCUUCUUCAUACUUCUAUACAGUAUAUAUAUAUAGAUAUACAUAUAUACACACAAACACACACACAACACAAACUUAUAUAUAUACAUAUAUUAUAUACAUAUACAUAUAGACCAAUUCCGUUGAGCAAUGUGAGGCAAUCCAGACCAACCAACUAAUGCCCCCUUCGGCGUUACAACCUGUUACAUUAAUUGCACCCCCUCCCCCCUCCCCCUUUCCCUUCCUUCCACUACCCAGGAUGGGUCAUCGAUCAUCGUGAUCGCUCCCCGUUCGCUGCUUUUGUUAAUGCGCGCACAAUACAGUUACUGUAGGUAAAUAAGUAUGUUUGGUGGUAGGGGGGUUGUAGCCUGAGCCUGCACUGAUGCUGGAAGGGUGUUCGGUGCCACAGCACGGAACCUUUUUAUCGUCAGCUCGCCUAGCUCAGCUAGCUAGACGUCUAGUCCCCCGAAUCAGAGAGUCAGCCCUUGUUGCUGUUAGGCUUUGCUUUUUGGUUAAACCACUUAAACCGUCAUUUCUCGGGAGAGAGAGAGAGAGCCAGAAAGAAGUUGUUGCUCUGUUGCUGCCGUUGUUGUUUUUUCUCUUUUCUUUUCUGUGUCCCAUAUCCAACGAGUUGAUUGAGAAAGAGCUGCAAAAGUGAGUGUGGCCUGCU
Molecule: messenger RNA, 2519 nt
Organism: Anopheles darlingi
Lineage: Eukaryota; Metazoa; Arthropoda; Insecta; Diptera; Culicidae
Gene: DIP-alpha
Product: lachesin
Exons: 9
Coding region: 50-1627 (525 amino acids)
Cellular component (GO): neuron projection
Source: RefSeq, a predicted model, not a curated record